Messenger RNA from Nelumbo nucifera (sacred lotus), 2608 nucleotides. Its product is annotated as putative clathrin assembly protein At4g32285. Gene Ontology annotation, cellular component: clathrin-coated pit; clathrin-coated vesicle. NCBI's taxonomy places the organism in Eukaryota, Viridiplantae, Streptophyta, Magnoliopsida, Proteales, Nelumbonaceae. Gene Ontology annotation, molecular function: SNARE binding; 1-phosphatidylinositol binding; phosphatidylinositol-4,5-bisphosphate binding. Gene Ontology annotation, biological process: clathrin coat assembly; vesicle budding from membrane; clathrin-dependent endocytosis. The record is from RefSeq and is a predicted model, not a curated record.
UGGUGGCUCACUGGCUCCAUCCUCUCUCUCUCAUCUAUACACGUAGCUAAAACCGGCGGUGGAGAAACUCGGAGCACCAUCAAUGCCAAACGCGCCGCUCGGUGAUCGAUCACUGAAGGGAUUACGCCCCUGUGGCUGCCGUAAUAGCCGGAUCUAGUGAAGUGGAAUCCAAUCUGCUGUUUCAGUCUUCGUUGUCGAUCUGAUCCAGUUCUGAUUCAAUCUUGUGGUCGUCUUCGGUCUCCUCGUUCUCGCUGCUUUGAGGUGGUAGGGGUGGUGGAUAUGGCGCCAAGCAUCAGAAAGGCGAUCGGAGCCGUUAAGGAUCAGACGAGUAUCGGAUUGGCGAAGGUCGCCAGUAAUACGGCGCCGGACUUGGAGGUGGCGAUUGUUAAGGCGACGAGUCACGACGAUGAUCCGGCCGACGAGAAGUAUAUCAGGGAGAUCUUGACUCUGACUUCUUUUUCCAGAGAGUACGUCAAUGCCUGUGUUGCUACCGUGUCGAGGCGUCUGGGGAAGACACGGGACUGGGUCGUGGCUCUCAAGGCAUUGAUGCUUGUUCAUCGGUUGUUGAAUGAGGGAAAUCCGGAUUUUCAACAGGAGAUCCUUUACGCGACUCGCAAAGGGACUCGUCUCCUCAAUAUGUCCGAUUUUCGCGAUGAGGCUCAUUCGAAUUCGUGGGAUCACUCUGCCUUUGUUCAGACUUACGCUUUGUAUCUAGAUCAGCAACUUGAGUAUCUGGUGUACGAUAGGAAACAGCGAGGCGUUGGCGGUGGCAGUGGCAGUGGCAGUGGCCACGGAAGGGAUGAUAGGUUUGGGGACAGAGACGACCGGUGGAGGCCACCACCGCGUUCUUACGAGUAUGAAUACGGGUUCAGAGAUGAACCCGGUUAUGGAAACUAUGGUGGACCGCCCCGGCGGUCGAGGUCUAAUGGGGAUUUGAACGAGUCACAGGGACGGGAGGAGAGGAAGCCGGUGACGCCUCUUAGGGAUAUGAAGCCGGAAAGGGUUUUGGGCAAGAUGAAUCAGCUGCAACGUCUUCUCGAUCGGUUCUUGGCAUGUCGGCCCACCGGCACGGCCAAGAACAGUAGAAUGGUGCUCGUUGCUCUCUACCCUGUAGUCAAGGAAAGUUUCAAGCAUUAUGCGGAUAUAUGCGAGAUAUUGGCUGUGUUGCUAGAUCGAUUCUUUGACAUGGAAUACCCUGAUUGCGUGAAGUCUUUUGAAGCAUAUGCUAGUGCCGCCAAGCAGAUCGAUGAGCUUGUGGCGUUCUAUAAUUGGUGUAAGGACAUAGGCGUGGCAAGGUCAUCAGAGUAUCCUGAGGUGCAGAGGAUUACCGACAAGCUUUUGGAGACACUGGAGGAGUUUAUGAGGGAUAGGGCAAGGAGGCCGAAGAGCCCUGAUAGGCCCCGUGAGGAGACCCCUCAAGAGGAGGAACCAGCACAGGAUAUGAACGAGAUAAAGGCUCUCCCUCCGCCAGAAAAUUAUACUCCUCCACCCCCACCUGAGCCAGAACCCAAACCGCAGCCACAGCAGGUAACAGAGGACUUGGUGGAUUUAAGAGAUAAUGGGGUUUCUGCUGAAGAUCAAUCAAACAGGUUGGCCCUGGCUCUGUUUUCUGGACCGGCUACUGGAAACACCAAUGGAUCAUGGGAAGCAUUCCCAUCUAAUGGCACUGCGCCUGGGGAGCCUGAAGUAACCUCAGCAUGGCACACACCCGCUGCUGAGCCCGGAAAGGCCGAUUGGGAACUAGCCCUGGUAGAGACAGCGAGCAACCUAUCAAAGCAGAAAGCCACUUUGGCAGGUGGAUUCGAUCCAUUGCUACUGAACGGCAUGUAUGAUCAGGGGGCAGUGAGGCAGCAUACAAACACAGCACAGUUGACCGGAGGGAGUGCAAGCAGUGUGGCAUUGCCAGUGCCAGGCAAGAGUGCAACACCAGUGCUGGCACUUCCUGCCCCAGAUGGAACUGUCCAGACAGUUGGGCAUGACCCAUUUGCUGCAUCGGUCAGUAUCCCUCCUCCAGCCUAUGUUCAGAUGGCAGACAUUGAGAAGAAACAGAACUUGCUGGUUCAGGAGCAGCAUAUGUGGCAGCAGUAUGCCAGGGAUGGAAUGCAAGGCCAAGUGAGUUUGGCCAAGAUCAACGGGACCGGCUUCUACACUCAAGGUCCACCUGCUGCGAUGCCAUACGGGAUGCCACAGUAUGGGAUGCCGCCGGUGAAUGGUACGAUGGGACAAGGAGGAUACUACUACACACCUCACUGAUUUUGCUCCCAUUUAUGUAUCACUUAUAAUGAUGCACUUUGAAACUGGUUGACAGUUUCAUUCUUGUUUUUUUUUUGAAAGUUCUCUUUCUAUUCGAUUAUGUGUUAGUGGUGUACAACUUUGUGUGUGGACAAGGGAGGGAAAUAGAGACACAGGAGAAAGGGAGGCUUGAACCUAUUUUACAGAAGAGAUGUGGUUGGUUUUUACAUGGGGGGGGCCCUGUUGGUCGGUAUUGUAAUGUAUCAAUUAUAGUUUUUACCUGUUCUUUGUACUAUUCGGAUAAUCUUCUCUUCUUAUUGUUUUGGAACCUUAAAUGAUUCUUUCCAGUUGUGAACUGGUGAUCCUCAAUUUUGAA